AUGGUUGAAUACUUCUGGGCGACCAAACCGAUAACAAUAUGGCUGUAUACUUCUGGGCGACCGACCCGAGAACAAUGGCUGUAUACUUCUGGGCGACCAAACCGAGAACAAUGGCUGUAUACUUUUGGGCGAUCAAACCGAGAACAAUGGCUGUAUACUUCUGGGCGACCAAACCGAGAACAAUGGCUGUAUACUUUUGGGCGAUCAAACCGAGAACAAUGGCUGUAUACUUCUGCGCGACCAAACCGAGAACAAUGGCUGUAUACUUCUGCGCGACCAAACCGAGAACAAUGGCUAUAUACUUUUGGGCGACCAAACCGAGAACAAUGGCUGUAUACUUCUGGGCGACCAAACCGAGAACAAUGGCUGUAUACUUUUGGGCGACCAAACCGAUAA
Messenger RNA from Pecten maximus, 396 nucleotides. RefSeq names its product snake venom metalloprotease inhibitor 02D01-like. The transcript has a single exon. The record is from RefSeq and is a predicted model, not a curated record. The coding region runs from base 1 to 396 and encodes 131 amino acids. Lineage: Eukaryota; Metazoa; Mollusca; Bivalvia; Pectinida; Pectinidae.